This is a messenger RNA of Daphnia carinata, 1112 nucleotides long. RefSeq lists its product as uncharacterized. NCBI's taxonomy places the organism in Eukaryota, Metazoa, Arthropoda, Branchiopoda, Diplostraca, Daphniidae. The record is from RefSeq and is a predicted model, not a curated record. The transcript has 6 exons. The coding region runs from base 52 to 972 and encodes 306 amino acids.
CGAAAAUAUAUCGCAUAAUUCAAAGUUGUUCGUUGUUUAAGAGGAAAAAAAAUGAUCUGUACCAAGACUACCAUUUAUUUCGCUGUUAUCUGCAGUCAAAUGUUUCUAACGAUUUCUGCGCGUGUCACCGAGAACAAUGUCGAUUUAGGUAAAAUCAUUAACGGCUCUACAAAGGAAGAUCCUGUUCACUCUGGCGAUUUCUCACGUGACUUCAAGAAUACAAAUCAUUCAUCAGUUUUCCCUGCUAAUGGUAAAACGGCAUUUACCGCAGACCGAAGAAAAGGGAAAUUCUUUGGAAUCACUACCACAGGAACCACGGGGAAUAAUCUACAACUUGGAUUAUCAUUUAUAGUGCCGUUUCUAAACAUCCCGUUUGGAGCCAGCACCACAUCCUCGUAUUAUGGCUCAAACUAUGCAACUACGCCAUCGUAUGGAACAAGCACAAGUCUUCUAGGCGUCAAUUCCAGCAGCAUAAUAUAUGCUGUGAUCAUUGGCUUUGCAGCGAUAAUUCUUAUUCCACUGUUCAUUUACUCGUUCACUGGAGUCAGCACCUCACCAUAUGGACGAAGUGACGACAUCGAUAGCAUUUUAACGAAUAUUGUGUCUCGGAUUGACGAUGCGCUUCAAAAUCAGUAUAAUGUUGAUGCACCAAGUUGCUUACAACGUGCUCUUUGUACUCAUAUUGCAUCAUCGACAAGGAAAAUGUCUGAGGGAACAGCUGGCUCAGUUGAUAAAAUUAUUGAUGGUUUUGCUUCGGGGACGUAUUUUAGUACUUUGCUAUCGGGCACUAAAAUUGAGGAGGCAAUUCGUGAAGCAAAAAUUGACGAAACUUGCAACAUUUAUUUUACGAAAUGCCCAUAUAGCCUGAAUUCUCUCAAUCACUCUCUCUUCGAUUAUGCUGAGAAAUAUGUGAUGAAUCAGGCAAACAUAGACGACCAGUUGUAUUCGUUUAAUGAUGUUUCCUUGGAGUAAACUGGGAACUGAAGAAUGACGAGCCGAUUCAUUAUAAAUCAUUUUGAAAGGAAACGUUCGCUGUCAUCAAAGCUAGUGUACUGUUUCACGUUCCGUUCUUUUAAUUAAAAUAAACUCUAAAUAUACAUUACUAUUGCUUA